UAGAAAAAUUUUAUAUCAUAAUUGUUUUAUUCUUAAUUGUCAAUUUCUUUAAAUUUCAAUGCUUAAAAUUUACUUCAUACAUCACUGAACGUACUAUACGGACGCUCUUAUUUGAAAUAAGAAAACGAUGUAAAAGGCGAAUGCAUUGCAAAUACAGAUAGCUUCGAAGAAAUUUAAUGCUAUUUAGUGCCUUAAAUAUUUAUUGUAAAUUGAGUGUCAGAAAAUCCGUACAGGAGAACAAAAGCAAAACUGACAAGUGACGCUGUCGAAAUUAACAAGCAAAACAAACGCAAAUAAUCAAAAUUAAUUGCGCUCGGCAUUUCAUAUAAAUAUUUAUAAUUCGUUUUGUGUUGGCAAUCAUUGAUCAAAACCAUGUUACCUACAAGUGUUCGGAAAUCGAUUCGAUUCUCUGAUGCCAGGCUUUAUACUGAAAACGUAACAGAACUUCCACCAAAUGAUGAUGAAGAAGAGCGACGUUUGGCACGUCGCCGUACUUUAUUAAGGCAAAUUUUGAUGGAUGAAAACCAAAAUCUAGAAAAAUGUUUGGAAAUUUAUAAAGACAAUAAAAUAAGUCGUGAUAAUGCAUGGUCCUUAUCAGUUAUUGAUACAUUGACUGUUUUGCUUGAGCGUCAUCAAAACUUUUUGAACAACUUUAGGGUUGCUUGUCCUUCGCUAGAAGCUUCAUCAAGGGUAUAUGGUUUACGCGUAGACUCUAUAUACGGAGACGUUAUGCGUAUUUCCGCAGGUUUAGCUGCACAACACCGCAAAUAUAAAUGA
Messenger RNA from Teleopsis dalmanni, 777 nucleotides. Its product is annotated as condensin complex subunit 2-like. The transcript has 5 exons. Gene Ontology annotation, cellular component: condensin complex. Gene Ontology annotation, molecular function: chromatin binding. Lineage: Eukaryota; Metazoa; Arthropoda; Insecta; Diptera; Diopsidae. The coding region runs from base 373 to 777 and encodes 134 amino acids. Gene Ontology annotation, biological process: mitotic chromosome condensation. The record is from RefSeq and is a predicted model, not a curated record.